Ilyonectria robusta is the source of this 1581-nucleotide messenger RNA. RefSeq names its product kinase-like domain-containing protein. Gene Ontology annotation, cellular component: nucleus; cytoplasm. Gene Ontology annotation, biological process: mitotic DNA damage checkpoint signaling; protein phosphorylation. Gene Ontology annotation, molecular function: ATP binding; protein serine/threonine kinase activity. The transcript is spliced from 2 exons. NCBI's taxonomy places the organism in Eukaryota, Fungi, Ascomycota, Sordariomycetes, Hypocreales, Nectriaceae. The coding region runs from base 1 to 1581 and encodes 526 amino acids. The record is from RefSeq and is a predicted model, not a curated record.
AUGGCUCCGCAGAUGCUGUUCUCUCUGUUCCCAAACAACGACAACGCUCAAGAGAUUCUGGAAGCAAACCCGGAUUUCCAGGACACUUUCUCGGGAACGAAAUGUCUCAGCUUCAGCACCGAGUUUAAGUCUAAGAUCCCCUCCAGGCUCGUCUCUUUUGGGCGGAACAGCAAUCAUGAUGUCCGCCUCCCCUCUCAACCCCCAGGACAAAGGAAUUAUUCCAGUGGCCAGUGCUACUUCUUUUUAGCCAAAUCUGGAGAGCUGAUUCUUAGGGAACUGGCGCCAUCGUCAAUCCGCAUUUCCGUCUUUGACGCCACAGAAGAUCAAAAAAAAAAGUACUCGAUUCAAGGGACGCCACCCCAACGCGUUAUUCCGAAGGAUAGGACCGCUCGAACCAUUCUCUUUCUGCAAACGGGGGCCGAAUUCGUGUUCCGGUGGAGGAUUCCUCUACAAGAUGAUAAAACGGACGUGGAUUUGGUCAAACGCGCCGCCGACUUGGCUAUCCCAGAUAUGGUGUUGACCAGUGCCUUGCCCCAAGCCUUGGCACCUGAACAUCAAUAUACACUGCGAAGCCUUUUCUCGGCUCCAGCUGCGACCAAAUCUGGCACGCAGAAAUCCAUCCAUAGGUAUGGCGAACUUGGUCAGGGAACAUACGGUGUGGUUUACAAGGCCGUUGACUUGUCCUCCGGGGAGAUUUGGGCAGUCAAAGAGUUCAAGCCCAAGGCUCGGACAGCCCAGUGGACAGCGUCCUUCAGACGUGAGGUCGAGAUUAUGGCGAGAUUACAACACGGAAAUAUCGUCAACCUUGUCCACUUCCAGAACUUCCAGCUCGGCCAACCUUGCCAGCUCUUUUUCCCCCUCUACAAAGGAAAUUUGACACGUCUCCUUCCCGCCCACGAAUGCAUUGGCCCGCUGCCUGAUGUGCCUACUUGGGCUCCGCGACUUCGAGAGAACAUUCUCCAGGCUUUGCAUUAUCUGCAUCAGAAUGGCGUCGUCCAUUUGGAUGUUAAGCCGGAUAACAUCCUCUUCGAUUACGCAGACGGUAAUCCUGAGCCAACAUUCUUGUUGACCGACUUCGGCCUGUCUGUGGCAUCAAGCGAAUUCAAGGGCGGCCGAGGAGGAGGGACCCGUUUCUACAUGGACCCUGAGGUGGCCCGUGGAGAAAAUGCCAGUUAUGUAUCCGACGUUUGGUCCUUCGGGAUAACGUUUGGCUGCGUUCUUGGGUAUUGGUGUCGGAAAGACAUGUUGCUAACCGCGUUGGACUGGAACGCGAAACUCCAAUCUCUUGGAAGCGAUACGCAAUACGACGAGUCUGAUUCGGACCCAGACUAUGUGCGGUGGUACGCGCGGGUGUUUUCGCUUGUUGAGCGGGGAGUACUCCCCGACAUAUUCACUCGAUUGUUCGCCGCAUCCAGCCAUCGCGCGACCACGGUCGACUGCCUCAACGCAUCAUACGAACAGUUUUUCGGACGCCCCCAAACGCUCCCCCAGGAAGCUCGCUUCAAUCUUGAGUGGCAUAUUCCAGCACUCAGUCCUAAUGGCAUGAGCUUUGACAUUGUUAGAGGAGGACAUGGAAAGUGA